GAGGGAAGUGGGCUCGAGGGCAGGGGACGCUCAUCCUCGGGCACCUGGAGGAAGCGGGCUGGGCUCUCCGGAGCUUCCGGAAAUGGGGGGGCCAAAAGGGACACUUGAAUUCUGUAUCAUGUGUCAGAAAGAGUGAGAUCCUGGGGACCCCCGUCCCCCACGCCGGGGUUUCCAAGGCCAGACCCGACUCCCCAAGAAGAAGGAGAGGAAGUUUUGGAGGCGGCCCUUCCCCCUUGCAGGCCCCUCCCCCUCCCAGCCCCCCCUUCCGCUGGGCUGGCCGGGUUCCUCUCAGGGGAGAAAUGACUUCCUGUUGCUCUCCCCACGAAGAACAGGUAGCGUGGGUCCCUCGGGAGCCCAGGUGCCCGGCCUCCCCUGGGGCCCCGUGUCCAGCCAACCCCCCUCCCUGGGGACCCGGGCAGCCGAGCCCCUGCCAUCUACUCCCCUGGGACCUGGGGGACCCUCUGUCCCGGGAGCCUCCUCGGGCCCCCCGCCCUUCUCUGGGGAGGGCCCAUCGUGGGGAUCCCCGUGACCCAGCCCCUCUGCCCAGGUCCAGGAGGGGGGCCUUGGAUUCCCCGGCACCGCAGGAUGCAGCCGGCCGAGGAUUCGGGAGCCAGAGAUCCUCAGGAGGGGGAGAGGCUCCCGGAGCUGACGCUCCGCCUGAUGAGGACUCGGGGUCUGUGGCACAUCCCCGACCUGGACGCCCGGAGCGCUCUCGACAUCCUGGCCCAGCAGCCCCCCGGGCCUUUCCUCCCUGUGAUCCCCCAGAGUUUCCUCGUCACCGGCUUCGGCCUGAGCCUGGCCCUGACCGUGAGUACGGCCCCGCACCCGGAGGCCCUGGGAACCUUCCGGAUUCUGGAGAGCUCUGCGGGAGUGACCCUGCAAGGCUCCCGGCUCAGCUUCCCAGACCUGCCCGCGCUGCUGGCCUUCCUCUCCACCAGCAGGGACGUCCUGCCCCAGCCCCUGCUGCUCCCCCCCGGAUCCCUGGGGCCCGGAGCCCCCGCUCCCGGUGAGUCUCCCCCCAGCCGCGGGGCCCGGCCCCCGGCCCCCCCGUCAGCUCUAGCUCCCCCCCCAGAGCCGCUCCAGACGGGCACGGUCCGGAUCACCCGCAGCAGGGGGGCCCUCUCGGUGGUGAACCCCCUGUACCUGCGGUGCCACGAGCCCGGGGGAGUCGGGGAGAAGAACCCAGAGACGGUGCAGAGGGAUUCCCUGGCCCCUCAGCCUGUGGGCUCUCACCGGGUCUCUUGGAUAGAGGGGGCUCCCUGCCCCGAGCCGGAGCCUGAGGUGUGCUCCCUGCACAGCCUGGAGGAAGGGGAGGACGGGCUGGUGGAGGACAGGCUGAGGGGGGCCGAGGAGGCCGGGGAGGAGGGGGAGGACGACGCGGAGCCCACAGACGGGGUGUACCACCGAGUGCAGGCCCUGGCCCAGGCCCGGGGCAGCCUUGUGGCCAAGGGCCUUCGCGCCCUUCAGGCCAGGCUGAGGGAAGCCCAGGGGGGUCCCCGGGGGCCCGAGGCUGGGGACCCGGCCACCGAGCUGCUGCAGGACGUCCAUCGCCUCCUCGCUGACCUCAAGGAGCAGCUGGUGGAUGACCCGGAGGUCCAGGCUGCGCACAGGGCUUGGACAGCCCCGCGCACCCGGCCCCACGAGGAGCUGGAAGCCAUGGUGGAGGCCGCUGUGUGCUGGGUGCUCCUGAGGCCGCUGCAGCCGGUCCUGUGGACCAAGCUUCGGAUCCUGCGGGCCCGAGAUCUCCAGCAGCUCCAGUGGCGCCAGGAGGUGAUGCGGGCCUGGGCGCUGCAGGAGGGCCCCCGCCCGGAAGCCCCCGGGCCCAGCCCGACCCGGCGCCGCAUCCACGCCCGCCUGGCCCGCCUGCACGCCGCCCGCGCCCCCCAGCGCAAGGUGUCCAUCCUGCUGGCCGUCUGCCGGGACGUCUACGCCGGCCUCGCCCGCACCGGGGGCCAGGGUAAGAGGGGCUGCGCGGCGUCGCGGCUGGGGGGGGCCCAGCUCCCCGUGAGCCCAGCCCUCCCUCCCCGCAGAGCCCCUGGGGGCCGACGACUUCCUGCCGGCCCUGACCGAGGAGCUCCUGUGGAGUCCGGACAUCGAGGCCACCCAGCUGGACGUGGAGUUCCUGAUGGAGAUCCUGGACCCCGCGGAGCUCCUGGGGGAGACCGGCUACUACCUCACCUCCUGGUUCGGGGCCCUCCACCACAUCGCCCACUUCCAGCCAGCGGCGUCCGGGCCGGCCCCGAAGGGCCUCAGCUACGAGGCCAGGGCCUCCAUCCGCCUUUGGCAGCGCCGGCGCACUCUGCACGCCUCGGGCCGCACCGCGCCCAGCCCAUCCAAGCAACUCGAGAAACCCUGGGCCAGUCUGGGAGAGGACAAGGCCGGAGCCGAGACCGACCAGCCGUCAGAGGCGGCUGCUCCCUUUGCCAUCGGCGACCUGUGACCCAGGAUGUCCGAGCCAGCGAUCGCAACUCAGAGCGGCCCCUGGCCCCGGCCUUCCCUGCCCCAAACAAGAGCACUUGAACUCUCA
Antechinus flavipes (yellow-footed antechinus) is the source of this 2527-nucleotide messenger RNA. RefSeq names its product Ras and Rab interactor like (gene RINL). Gene Ontology annotation, cellular component: endocytic vesicle; cytosol. The record is from RefSeq and is a predicted model, not a curated record. NCBI's taxonomy places the organism in Eukaryota, Metazoa, Chordata, Mammalia, Dasyuromorphia, Dasyuridae. The coding region runs from base 586 to 2520 and encodes 644 amino acids. Gene Ontology annotation, molecular function: small GTPase binding; guanyl-nucleotide exchange factor activity. Gene Ontology annotation, biological process: vesicle-mediated transport. The transcript is spliced from 9 exons.